GCGUUCAAUAAUUUUGAAAUAGUACAUUGUUGCUACUUCAGAACCGCCGACAUUAAAAGUAUCACCUGAUGAACAACAUGUUGUCAAAGGUACAGAUCAAUCGUUAGACUGUAGUAUUUCAGGAUUCCCAAAACCCGCAAUUACGUGGAUGAAAGGAGCCAUCAAAGUAGACCCUACUAUUGGUCCUUCUUCUCAUAAGUAUUCCGGAGGAACUGACGAAUCUCCAUCACUGAUUAUCAAGAAUUUCGAAAUAAGUGAUGAAGGAAUGUACUUUUGCAAAGCUGUAAACGAAGCAGGUGAAGGGAUUAGCAAUAAAUCAUACCUUACAUGCGUUGCACAACCGACAGUAAAAAUAUCUUCGUAUAAGCAAGAUGUAGUCAAGGGAGAAGAUCACACUUUAUAUUGUGAUAUUUUUGGAAUCCCAAAACCAGUAAUUGCAUGGAUGAAAUUAGUCAAUGGUGAAUAUGAAAUGUUGGACCUUUUGAAAGAAAACUACUUUGGAGGAACAUGUGAUUGUCUUUCACUAACUAUUAAGACUUUCAAUACAAAUGAUGAUGGAAUUUAUGUAUGUAAAGCUACGAAUAUAGCAGGAGAACAGACAAGCAAUGAAACGUGUCUAACAUGCAUCGAAUUGCCUAAAGUCCGAAUAACGCCUGAAAAUGAAAAUGUUAUUAGAGGUGAAGAUCAAACUUUAAAAUGUGUUAUUUCUGGGAUCCCAAAGCCUCAAAUUUCAUGGAAAAGGGAAAUCAGUGGUGAAGAAACUAUUGUUGAUCUCUCUCUAGACAAGUAUGUAGAGGAAUGUGGUGAUUGUCCGUCACUUACUAUUAUCGACUUCGAUGUUACUGAUGAGGGAAGAUAUUUCUGUAACGCUACAAACGAAGUAAGAGAGGCAAUCAGCAAUAGCUCAUUUCUUAAAUACUUUGAAUUACCUAAAGUCCGAAUAACGCCUGAAAAUGAAAAUGUUAUUAGAGGUGAAGAUCAAAUUUUAAAAUGUGUUAUUUCUGGGAUCCCAAAGCCGCGAAUUUCAUGGAAAAGGGAAAUCAGUGGUGAAGAAACUAUUGUUGAUCUCUCUCUAGACAAGUAUGUAGAGGAAUGUGGUGAUUGUCCGUCACUUACUAUUAUCGACUUCGAUGUUACUGAUGAAGGAAGAUAUUCCUGUAAAGCUACAAACGAUGUUGGAGAGGCAAUCAGCAAUAACUCAUUUCUUAAAUACUUUGAAUUACCUAAAGUCCGAAUAACGCCUGAAAAUAUAAAUGUUAUUCGAGGUGAAGAUCAAACUUUAAAAAGUGUUAUUUCUGGGAUCCCAAAGCCUCGAAUUUCAUGGAAAAGGGAAAUCAGUGGUGAAGAAACUAUUGUUGAUCUCUCUCUAGACAAGUAUGUAGAGGAAUGUGGUGAUUGUCUGUCACUUACUAUAAUCGACUUCGAUGUUACUGAUGAGGGAAGAUAUCUCUGUAACGCUACAAACAACGUUGGAGAGGAAAUCAGCAAUAGCUCAUUUCUUAAAUACUUUGAAUUACCUAAAGUUCGAAUAACGCCUGAAAAUAAAAAUGUUAUUCGAGGUGAAGAUCAAACUUUAAAAAGUGUUAUUUCUGGGAUCCCAAAGCCUCGAAUUUCAUGGAAAAGGGAAAUCAGUGGUGAAGAAACUAUUGUUGAUCUCUCUCUAGACAAGUAUGUAGAGGAAUAUGGUGAUUGUCCGUCACUAACUAUUUUCGACUUCGAUGUUACUGAUGAGGGAAGAUAUUUCUGUAACGCUACAAACGAAGUUGGAGAGGUAAUCAGCAAUAGCUCAUUUCUUAAAUUCUUUGGUUUGCUUCCAAACACUCUGGACAAUUAGAGGACACAAAUUGACUUCACGAGUUUAGGUUACAAUAAACCAUUAGAUUUAAUGGGCGCAACCAUUUUAUGAAGAUAACAUGGUAUUCAGAAUCAAGAGUAUGGCUAACCCUGAAUGGUCGUUGUGUGCACCGAUAUUUUUUAUUACUAGAUACUUCGUCCGUUCUGCAUUAUACCAAUGGCAAAAUAAUAUAUUUUCCUUAGCCCUAAGGCAUAAGAAGUCUUUUCUACGCUGCGACGAGAUACGUAUUUUUAAGUGCAGAAUUGAUAGGCAAGGGAGAUAAGUACAAAUUGCGCUAAGAAAAGCAACGGGAACCUAUAUUUUUUGGACUAAAGAAUACUGUCCGAAUAAUUUUUCUUUAAUUCUACCAAGGCUUUGUUCUAAAAAUCAACUUUCUAAAGUCUGUAUCUCGAAAAAGGCUACUCUUGUCGCCUAAGGGGAAAUCAAUUGUUGUUUGCAAUCUAUAGAAUAUAAAUUAAAAUGCAAUAUAAACACUGAUUUCUAACUGUUUCACAUUCCGCAAAGACCAGAAAUACUGAUUAAACCUUACGCGAAAUGUGAAGUGGAAGGAUUUAAUCAAACGAUAGUAUGUCGCAUGUCUGGGACACCUACACCAAAAAUCAUAUCUUGGACAAGGACAACAAACGCGGAAGAAAUACCAGUGGAUCUUACAUCAUACAAGUAGUCUGGUGGAACUGCUGGUUGUCCAUCUUGACCAUCAAAAGUUUUAAUGAGGCAGACGAUGAAAGAUACCGUUGUCGAGCCAAUAACGAGGCUGGAGAAGGACUUACGUUAUGGGGUUUUCUCAUUGUUGAAGGUCGUACGGUUGCCUAUAAUUGCUUACAUCCACUUCAUUUGAACUUUGGUGGAUAGUUGUCUCAUUGGCAAUCAUACCACAUCUCUUUAUUUUAUUAUUAGUAAUGAAGUGUACCUUACAACAGAAGUAACAAGUUUUAAGCUGUUACUGUGACUUGACUAUAGGUGUUGCUGUUUACCUUUACCUAUUGUUCAACCAGAUUGUAAAAUUGACAAUACAAUUGGGACAUUUGAAUUGACCAGUUGAUAUUGUUAGAAUUGAUGACUAGAUGAUCAUUCAUGCAUUUAGAGUCUACCUGGAUGCUGUCCCAUUUCUUAACCUGUUUAAUUGUAACUGUUGUAGUGUAACUGGGAUAGGUCUGUCAAAAGUUAUCAAUGUGGUAAAGGAAAUCCAACCACUCAUAGUAUUUGGCCCUGAAAACAUUUAGAGGAAAUGUAGUUCAUUGUAUGACAUGCAAUUAAAUACCCUGCAAUAAAAAUACAUAUCCAUUCUCGUUCUGGUUUGCACACUCCUAAUUUUUGAAAUGACAGUUAAAAUAAAAAUCUCUCUUUUUCUUUCUAAAUUUUGUGUUCCUUUGGCAAUUGUAUGGCCGAUUACUUCAAGGAAUACAUUCAUUUCAAUGUUUAUUUCCUUUACUUGUAUUAGGAUUCUCUAAUGAAAAACAUGGGGAAAUGAAUUUUUAAAAACAAACAGCAGUUUUAACAAAUAGUAGAACAUGAAAAAAGUUUGCAUCUUGUGGUCAUGCUCUAGCUUUAUUCGUACCACGUAUAUUGUUGAAAAGACCUCUUUUAUCUCUUUGGCUUUUUCUAAUGGGAGAUAACUCAAAAAUAUUUUUUUUUACUCUUGUCGCAAUCUUAAUUAUUUCAUAAUUUCCAUAAUUUUCCAGGAUAAAUGAAAACCAGAACAAAUGUGUGCAUUCCUUCAUUUAGACAUUUGUUCAAUACUUAUUGACAUGAUCCUUGUACAAAGUGUUUAUGCAGUGAAAAUCAAAAAUAAUAGUUAUGAAUAAACUUUUAUUUAUUGACACUGAUAUUUGAUAUCCCAUCAAGUAUUCCAGUUUCACUAUUUGAAAUGAUUUUAAAAUAUUUUCCCAAUUUUAUCAAAUUUUUGGAAUUUUUUAAAACAUUUUUCACUGUAUCACUAGAUUUUUUUUCUACAUCCACAGUAUUCUGUUUAAUUCCCCAAGUUGUAUAUCCUUAUCAACAGGUGCAUUAGAUCCAGAAAUUUGUAAUUUUUUAUUAUUUCCAAUAUCACAUUCAAAAGAAUAAUCCUCACAUGAUUUUACUAUAACCACAGUAUUCAUUUUUUAUUUCAUUUCCCCAUGAUAUAUAUCCACAUUAACCAAUAUUAGAUACAGAAUUUUAUAACAAUUAUUCCAAUAUCACAUUCAAAAUUGUUAUCCUCACGUUAUGAUUUUUUUUGAAAUAUUUUACUUUUAUUUUUCACUUUAUGACUAGAUUUGACUAUAUCCACUGUGUUCACAUUUUAUUUCAUUUUCUAUGAUAUAUAUCCCAUUUAAACUUGAGAAUCAUCUUCAUGUUAGAUCCAGAAUUUUAUAAUGAUUAUUUUCAAAAUCACAUUUAAAAGCCACAGAGAAAUGUUGGAUAAACGUAUUUCUUCUACUUGUAUUCUAGUUUUGAUUUUUUUUACCUUUUAGAUUAACUAAAUUCCAUCUUAUAAAAGUGAAUUCCCUUGAGUGAACACAGUAUUUUUAUGCACACAAAUUCUAAUAAAUUUCAAAGAUAAACACUGCAAGGUAUACUCCAAAAUUAUUUCGAAUUUUACAUGUACAUCAUCAUGUGAAAGCCACACAAAACAUUUUGAAUGAACUAUUUACUCCUUGAUACAUUCAUGACAAUCCAUUCUUGUAAAAUAACAAGUCACUUUAUUUAAGCAAAAUUAGAUGGCAUCUAAGAAGUGAAUUCAAAUGAAAUAAAUCCCAAUAUUUUAUGCAUAUUGAUUCCAAUAGUUUUCAAACACUUCGAAUAAUACUCCAAAUGAAAAAUUUUAAGGGAUAUAUGAAGAAAUACAUAACAUGUCCAUCUGAAAACUGAAACUGAAGACAGCUGCGUUGAUAUUUUUGCAGUUAUUAAGGUAAUUAAAAAAGAUGCGGAUGAUACCAAAGGGGCAUUCAAAAGUCGGAGAUAAACCGACAAACCUAUGACACUGAACGAAAGACGAAGAAAAGACAAACAAGUUUCUCGUAGGUCAUCACGUGGUCAAGUGGUUAUAGAUCCUUUACUUUCAAAUUUUGUGGUUAGAGGGUUCUUGAUGAAAGUAAAUCCAAAUAAUAGCCUUGCAUUUGAACUUUAUCAGAAAACAUCACAAAGGUACAAUUUAUUUUUUAAAUGAAUCCAUUUCAAAGGCAUUGUUGCUAAGAUAAUUUCAUCAAAAUAGUAUAAGAUAGGCUCAAAGUCUGCCCAUUUUUUGAAAAAUUCUUCGAAAUACGAUGAGUGAGUACAUUUAAAGGAGAUACAUGUAAAGCUUUUGGUAAACAUUAGCCGCAAUCUAAGAUCCAAAAUUUUAAAUAUUGGUUGCUGUUUUUUAUUUCUUGUUAACAGUAGAGGAAGACACGCAUUUGUUCAAUGCACAGAACAAACUAUGUAGAACUUCAAUGCUAAAAAAAAAAUUUCAAACAGGUUUUAGUAUGUUUCAAGAAAUAAAUUACCAAGUUAGUGUUUAUAAAAACGCAUUAUUGUUUGUAAUUCAUAUAUAUUAAAAUACUGUAUCACUA
This is a messenger RNA of Mytilus californianus (California mussel), 5385 nucleotides long. Its product is annotated as protein sax-3-like. Gene Ontology annotation, cellular component: neuronal cell body; axon; plasma membrane. The transcript is spliced from 7 exons. The record is from RefSeq and is a predicted model, not a curated record. Bases 149 to 1834 code for a protein of 561 amino acids. Gene Ontology annotation, molecular function: axon guidance receptor activity. Gene Ontology annotation, biological process: axon guidance; synapse organization; homophilic cell-cell adhesion. NCBI's taxonomy places the organism in Eukaryota, Metazoa, Mollusca, Bivalvia, Mytilida, Mytilidae.